Molecule: messenger RNA, 367 nt
Organism: Geodia barretti
Lineage: Eukaryota; Metazoa; Porifera; Demospongiae; Tetractinellida; Geodiidae
Source: the annotation of a GenBank genome assembly
UUCUUCCUCCCUCCCCCAUCUCUCUCUCCUCCUCCACCCUCUACCUCUCCUCUCGCCCAAACGUCACUAUGGAAACCGGGAUGAGUAUCUUUGUGACUGGCACUGAUUUUGGGGAUGUGUGGUUCAUCGGAACCUCCCAGUUUGCUAAAGGGGUGUGGCUAGGGAUUGAACUACUGAAACCUAAUGGAAAGAACGAUGGGUCGGUGAAAGGACAUCGCUACUUUUGCCGCAAGCCUUCUCACGGACUGUUCGUCAAGAGAAAGCCACUCAUCGAGGAAUCAACUGCUCCAAGAUCCUACGUACCUACCUCCUGCCUUGAGAACAACUCUUAACAUUGUGAUGUCAUCAUUAUGUAAUGUAUGUUUUC